CAUGUGAGUAGUUGGCGCAGAAAUGUUGAAAAAUCGAAGACGCGAAGGUACAAAUCCGAUCAAAAUUUUGGGAAAUUAAUUUGUAAUUUCUCAGAGAGUUCCAAAUCCGAGAACAUGAGCUGGUGGUGGGCCGGAGCUGUUGGCGCUGCCAAGAAAAAAUUCGAAGAAGACGAACACCUGCGCGGCCCCCAGAGCGUGGGUCUCGUGAUCGGCGUCACCGGCAUAGUCGGCAACAGCCUCGCGGAGAUCCUCCCCCUCUCCGACACCCCCGGCGGCCCAUGGAAGGUCUACGGCGUCGCGCGCCGUCCCCGCCCCAACUGGAACGCCGACCACCUCGUCGAGUACAUCCAGUGUGACAUCUCCGAUCCCGACGACGCCAAAGCCAAGCUCUCUCCGUUAACCGACGUCACUCACAUCUUCUACGUCACCUGGACCAACCGAUCCACCGAGGCAGAGAACUGCGAGGUUAACGGUAAUAUGCUGCGCAACGUUUUGGACUCCGUCAUCCCGAACGCGCCGAAGCUCAGCCACAUCUGCCUCCAGACCGGCGCCAAACACUACGUCGGACCGUUCGAGUCCUUCGGUAAGAUCCAGCCGCACGAUCCGCCGUUUACGGAGGACUUGCCCCGAUUGGACGCCCCAAAUUUCUACUACACCCAGGAAGACUUGUUGUUUGCUGAGGUGGAGAAGAAAGAGGAUCUGACUUGGUCGGUGCACCGACCCGAGACGAUUUUCGGGUUUUCCCCUUACAGCUUGAUGAACAUCGUGGGCACGCUCUGCGUCUACGCGGCGAUAUGCAAGCACGAGGGGCUGCCGCUGAAGUUUCCGGGAAGCAGUGCGGCGUGGAAUUGUUACUCGGUGGCUUCUGAUGCUGAUCUCAUUGCGGAGCAGCAGAUAUGGGCGGCGGUGGACCCGCAUGCGAAAAACGAAGCGUUUAAUAUAAACAACGGGGAUGUGUUCAAGUGGAAGCAUUUCUGGAAGGUGCUGGCGGAGCAGUUCGGGAUAGAGGAGUAUGGGAUUGACGAGGGAGGCGGGAGGCUGAGCUUGGCGGAGCGGAUGAAGGGGAAGGAGGGGGUGUGGGAGGAGAUAGUGAGGGAGAAUGAGCUGCAGGCGACGAGGUUGGAGGAGGUGGGGGUGUGGUGGUUUGUGGAUGCUAUGCUGGGUGGGGAGGCUAUGAUUUGUAGCAUGAACAAGAGCAAGGAGCAUGGGUUCGUCGGGUUUCGAAACUCGAGGAAUUCGUUUGUUACUUGGAUUGACAAGGUGAAAUCUUUCAAGAUUGUGCCUUGAUCGAUCGAUGAUUGCAUUGGUGGAUUGGUGAUGUUCGUUGUGGGUUUCUUGUCCUUGCUCUAUAUGUAGCACACAAACUACUGUUGUGAUUUUAUAGUUUGAAAUUUGAUGAACUUUAUUGUGUUUGUCUUCGAUAAGGAAGAAAGUUGUCAUUUUCUCUACCGUGGUAUUAUUUCAUCCUAAAAACGUUAUAAUUGGAAUUGUUUCGUCGUAAAAAUGUUAUAAUCGAAAUUGUCCGUAUUAUUUA
Messenger RNA from Malus domestica (apple), 1534 nucleotides. Its product is annotated as 3-oxo-Delta(4,5)-steroid 5-beta-reductase-like. The record is from RefSeq and is a predicted model, not a curated record. Lineage: Eukaryota; Viridiplantae; Streptophyta; Magnoliopsida; Rosales; Rosaceae.